CCCUCUCACCCUCUCACUCUUUUUUCUUUCUUUCGCACUCUUACCCCAACUCUUGUUCUCGUAAUGAACACCCACCGCUCGCCGCCAACAUCAACGUCCAUAUCACCCACGCCACCAUCCACAUCCUCGGCUUCAGGCUCACCUCAAACACACAGAGACCCACACCCAUCACAGUCCCUGCCUUCCUGGCGCCAAGUACAGCAACAGCAGCAUCCACCACGGCACCAACAACCCUUUGUAGAACCAUCACCACCACCGCAAGCAUCUCCACCAUCAGCACCACGACAAUCGCAAUACCCAUAUCAGUUCGAUAUUAAGCAUUGCCGGCGAUUCCUCAAAGUGGCCCAGAUGCAACAGAAACAACGUCGACAAGAGCAGGCGCGUAGACAGCAAGAUUUACGGCAUGCUGAAGCGGCGGCUCCCUCCCUCCACCAAGAGUCCGAGGAGUUGCGUCGAGGGUUGCAAGAGCAGACACGAAGGAUUGAGGAGAGCACGCGAUGGCUUCAGGAGCGGUUAUAGUGGAGCGGACGCUGAGAAAAUGAGAGACAAUUCAGGUACACGAGUGCAUGCUUUGCAACUGUUCCAAAUUGGUGGCGUCCAAAGUGAAGUAGAGAUCCUUUCUUGGCUGGCACCCGCACAAGUCGACUGCUUAUAUGGAUGUAUCUUCCAUAGCUGCCCGAAAACAGUAAAGAAGCGCUAUUCCGCAUGGGUAUGGGUGGACAAAAUGAGAAUAUAAUUUCAGAUCACCAUAUGCAAUAUACUACGCUCUCUUCUAU
This is a messenger RNA of Gamsiella multidivaricata, 776 nucleotides long. RefSeq lists its product as uncharacterized. The record is from RefSeq and is a predicted model, not a curated record. The transcript has a single exon. The coding region runs from base 64 to 519 and encodes 151 amino acids. Lineage: Eukaryota; Fungi; Mortierellomycota; Mortierellomycetes; Mortierellales; Mortierellaceae.